CCUUCAUGCUGUACCCACAGGAGCUAUCAGGAUCUCGGGAGCACCGAAACUCGCCGGCCCACUUCCUACUGUAUUCAGUCAUACCUCAGCAUCCUCCUUACAGCUCGCAGAAGGAUUCUCACGUUCUCGGUACCCUUCUGCAGGGACCUGCACGGAGAGCCGUCAUGUUUAGGAGACAGUUCACCUUCCGAAGGAAGGCAUCUGAUGAUAAUGCCGAGGAGGAUCUCGGCAUUCAGAGGACGCUGUCGCCAUUCUCCUCUGAUGCCCCGAGGAGUCCGUCCAUUUCCCGGGAGCCAUCCCCGGGUGCGAGUUCCACCAAUAGUGAUGCCUACUCUAUCAACAGACAGUUCACCUCGUCCGCUCCGGCCUCCAGGCAGGGAACGUGGAGUUCGUUCCUCCAAGCACGACCGUCAACCCGGGGAGCAGAUUCCUCCGCAGAGGACCCAUUAGGUCUGACUGUGGUGUACCAGCCUGCCGGGCAACGCAGAGUGGAUAUUGUCUUCGUGCACGGCCUAGGGGGAGGCAGUCGGAGAACGUGGUCGUACAACCGCGAUCCCACUUUCUUCUGGCCCCUGAAGUUUCUCCCGUCCAAUCCACCCGUAGACGAAGCGCGUAUCCUGACCUUCGGGUACAAUGCCAACUUCCGGCCCGGAAGCGGCAGUGGCGGGAACAAGAUGUCGAUUUUGGAUUUCGCCAAGGAUCUCUUGUGGGAGCUCAAGUAUGCCCGAGACGAGUCGGUGGGCGGGAACUUGCGAAUGGGCGAGCGUCCCAUCAUCUUCAUUGCCCACUCUAUGGGCGGACUCGUUGUGAAAGAGGCCUAUCUCCGGGGCCAGAUUGACCCGGGCUACGCCCCGAUUAUCAAGGCCAUCGUGUCCAUCAUCUUCCUCUCAACACCGCACCGCGGCACCAACCUCGCUGAAACCCUCAACCGCAUACUGCAAGUCUCCUUUGCCGCUAGUCCGAUGCAGUUCAUCUCUGAGCUCUCGGCAGGAUCUCAGACCAUUCGGAGUUUGAACGAGGACUUCAGGCAUAUCGCCCCGAAGUUGAAUAUUUAUUCCUUCUACGAGACACAGCCCACACCGUUAGUGGGAUCUAGCAAGAUUAAGACGAUGGUGGUGGAUAGAGAUUCGUCUGUUCUCGGCUACACCGGGGAGGAAACAAAGCCCUUGAACGCGGACCAUCACAAUGUAUGCAAAUAUGCGAGUCCGGAUGAUCCAGCCUACCGACUUGUGAGCAACGCCUUGAAGACGGUAAUCGAGGAAAUCCCCGGCGCGUCACCACCCGGAGCGGGGGCCCUAUCCGUUGUCGCCGACUUGAGAGAAUACCUUUCCCUCCCAGAGUUACCGGACGCUGACUUCACCUUCUUCCGAAACCGCCGCACUCCCGGCACUUGUACCUGGAUUUUGAGCCACGAUACUUUCACAGGGUGGAUGGACGAUACCACGGCGAAGCCGCGAGUACUCUGGGUCCAUGGAACUGCUGCUAGCGGGAAGUCAGUCCUAUCCUCGUUUGUCAUCAACCACAUGGUCGAGUCCGGCCUGGCUUGCCACUACUUCUUCAUCCGCUUCACGUCGCGCGAGAAACGCGGCAUCAGCACGAUGCUCCGCUCUGUUGCAUACCAACUGGCAACCUCAACACCGGCAUACGCCGAGAGGAUACGGCAGCUGGAGGCGGCGGGAACCGAUCUCAAGACGGAGGACUACCACGAACUCUGGCAGUGGCUGUUUCAGCGGGCUCUAUUCCAAUUAGACCACCUAGACAGACCGCUCUACCUGAUUAUCGAUGGCCUAGACGAAGCAGACCGACCGGGCUCCGUGAUCAGACUGAUGGCGGACCUGCACCUGACUUCGCUUCCCAUCCGAAUCCUGGUGGUCAGCCGGAGCACACACGAACUCUCAUCGGCCUUUCAAAGGCUGGCAAAUAAGAUUGACAUGGAAACGAUUCGCAUCGACGGAAACCCAGUCGAUUUCCGAACAUACAUCGACCAAGAGAUGGAGCUCGGCGGGGAUGCCGAAUACAAGGAGCACGUGGCCAACCAGCUGCUGGACCGGGCAAAGGGGAACUUCCUCUGGGUGCACCUGGCCGUUCAGGAAAUCAACUCGUGCCACACGCGGCCGGAGAUUGAGAAGGCCCUGACAGAGCUGCCGUCCGGCAUGGAGGCGCUGUACGACAGGAUGGCCGCCUCGGUCGAGGCAGCGUCUAACAAGAGCAAGGGAGAACAGCGGAAGCUGGGGCAGACCAUUAUCGGUUGGGUCGCAUGCGCGCAGCGGCUGCUGACCGUCGAUGAGCUGGCGGACGCGCUCAAGGAGACAGCCAGUGGCUUUCUCGAGAUGCGCCGGAGCAUCGUAGACCUGUGUGGCGGCUUCGUCACCGUGGACCAGGAGGGGCGGGUGGCCAUGAUCCAUCAGACGGCACGGGAAUUCUUGACACGCGGAGCCGAAAAGGGGCGGUCGUUGGUCAUAGACGUCAGACCUACCAACGACGCACUCCUUAAACGCUGUCUAGCACAACUGACGCACCCUUCGCUGCGAAGUCAGGUGAAGCACGGCCGAGCGCCCGCGCUGACGCAGUACGCUGCCACUGCCUGGCCGCACCAUCUGACGCUGUCGUCGGCUCUCACAAAUCCGGAAAUCCUGGACGCCGUUGCAACCUUCCUCAAAGGUCCUGACGUCCUGACCUGGAUUGAGAUCGCCGCCAGGUCGAAGGAGCUGAGAGCCCUAGUGGCCGCCUCUCGCCACCUCGCUGACAUUUUGAUCAAGCUGCGAAGGAGGACGGGAGAGGACGAGUCGCUCGAGGAUUGCCAGGCCGCAGCUGUUGUGGACGGCUGGGCGACAGACCUCGUGAAGAUAGUUGGUAAGUUUGGGAGCAACCUGCGGUCGAAACCGGACUCCAUCUACCAGCUCAUCCCACCUUUCUGUCCUGAGGAGUCCAUGAUGUACCGGCAAUUCGGGUGCAAGGAGAGCCGGCUGGGGAGGCUUCACGUCUCCGGCUUGACCAGCAGCACGUGGGACGACUGUCUUGCCCGCUUCUCCCUCCCCACCGGAUCAAUGGCAUCCUCGAUCAUCACAGCAGGGGGCCGUAUCGCCCUCCUCAGCAUGUUCCGCACCUCAAGCGAGAUCAUCAUCUACAACUCGGCCACGCUCGAGGAGCAGCGACGGCUCUCGCAUCCCGAGCGGGUGCUGAUGAUCCAGGCCAACAAGCUGGGCGACAUGCUUGUCAGCUACGGCUACAAGACCACCAGGGUUUGGGACGUGUCAUCCGGGGAUUGCCUCAAGACGGUCCCGAGUCCGGCCAAGCGACCGCACAGCAUCAUCUUCGCCGAGAGACAGAACAUGGUGCUUGUCUGUGGCGAAGACAGGCGCAUCAGGAGUUUCACGCUCGACGAUGACUCGGCCGAGUGGACUGUCCACGUGGAGAUCGAGGAGCAGAGCGUGCUCGAUGAUCCCAUUCUCAACUUCCCCAUCUGCUCUGCUCUGAGCCCCGACGGCAGCAAGGUUGCCUUUGGCUACCGCAACCACCCGCUCACUGUCUGGGACCUGGAAGGGGAAAAUGGACCCGAGCGCAUGGCCUUCUGCUACGGUCGCCCAGACGAAGCGGACAUGGCGUUGGAGCAGGAGGUGUGGGGAGAAGUGUUCCAGGUGGCAUGGCAUCCCCUCAGCAACGAGGUCUUUGGCCUUACCCAGGUUGGCCUAUUGUUCCGAUGGGAUCCCGACGACGACUAUACCGCCGCCGAUGUCGAGGCAUGGGGAAAGUGCCUCGCCAUUAACCGCGAUGGUUCUCUCGUUGCGACGGGCGACGGAGUGGGAACGAUCAAGAUCUUCGCGAGUGCCGACUUCUCCAAGCUCUACCAGCUGUCUUCGAAGGACCCGGUGCUCUAUCUGACCUUCAGCAGCGAUUCGCGGCGGCUAUAUGACGUGAGAGGGCUGUACGGCAGUGUGUGGGAACCCAACACGCUCGUCCGGCUUGCCGACUGCCCAGACCACAAUAGCGACACCAACAGCGAGACCGAGAGCCUGGCCAAGGUGUCUCUCCUUGCGGAGCAUCACUCCGCCCGAGUUGACAGGGUUAUCUGUCUGGCAGGCCAGUCCUUUGGGCCUCUCUACUGCUACGGCACGGUGGGCGGCGUGGUGACGCUCGGCGAAGCUGGGCGAGGCGUGGUCUGCGAACUCGCGCGGGUCUCCAGCUACAUGCAGAUCAAACACAUUGUCUGGAGCGGUGACGGGAGGCUCUUGGCAUUUUCCGACCUCUCCGGAAAGCUCAUAGUCAAGCGGGUAGCCCGGUCCGGCCAGCAGCGAAGCAUGUGGGAGACCUCGGACGAAUUCGGCGUCAAGAUCUCGCCCAAAGACGGCAACAUUAUCAGCCAGUUAAUUUUCCACCCUACCGGCAGCGAGAUCUUUGCUGCGACGCCGGUGAACCUCUUCUCCAUCGACAUCCAGUCCCGAACUAUAAUGGAAUCGCCUCUCGAACCGGGAUCAGAACACGCACUCAAAGUAAAGUGGGCAUGCCAUCCGACGAGAUCCGACACGCUUCUCGGCUUCGGCAACGCGAAGGUGCACGUGUUCAGCUGGAACGACCUCCGCCAGACCGAAGUGCACACCUACUUCCCGCUCCGAGCCGGGAGGUCGUCUACGCUCUCCAUCUCCUCCGCCGCCUACGCACUCGCCCCGAGCGUUCAGAACGAUACCGAGAAACUCGGGAGGUUGAUCACCAAUACCGACUCCCCGGAGAUCCUGCUGGAGAUCUCGUCCCCCACCCCGUCAGGCCAGUUCAAGAGCCAGUAUCUCUUGUUCGACAUCGGAAACCUACAGCUAGGCGAGGACGACCCGGCGGGAAGUCCCAAGAUGCUGCCCUACAGCGUUCUGGAUCCGGAGAUGUCGUCGCGUAUUCGUGAGCCUCUUGCGAUCCUGUCUCGAAGAAGGCUGGCUUUUCUCGACGUGGACCGCUGGGUUUGCACUUGGAGGUUGCCGUCGACAACAUGGGGAGCGUCGCAGCUCCAGACCAGGAGGACUUCACAACCUGGCGUGGCCACGGGGAUCGAGCGGUAUUACUUCCUUCCGAGCGAUUGGGUGACCGGUAAUGAUACCCGAUUGUGUAGCGUCACACCGGACGGGACAUUGUUGUGUUCCCGCAACGGGGACGUGGUGACGGUGCAGACUUCUAAAUUACGGAAGUAGUCCUGGCAGAAUUACUUCCCCUCGGAGUUAACAAAGCGUGUUGAGGAAGUAUAUGGGGUUUAUUGUGAGAGUUAGCAAUGUGCAGUCUGGAGAUCGGCAGUCUAGGCUCCUGGAAGAGUUGCCAAGUCGCUCUCCUCCUGUCCAACUUCGCCGACUCGUCUAUACGGGGACCUGCUCAAGGCCAGCAUGGUGACCAACACUCCGACAUUGUUCUGUGGUC
This is a messenger RNA of Chaetomium strumarium, 5394 nucleotides long. RefSeq lists its product as uncharacterized. The record is from RefSeq and is a predicted model, not a curated record. Gene Ontology annotation, molecular function: protein binding. The transcript is spliced from 5 exons. The coding region runs from base 6 to 5174 and encodes 1722 amino acids. Lineage: Eukaryota; Fungi; Ascomycota; Sordariomycetes; Sordariales; Chaetomiaceae.